AUGGCGACUCCGAACAACAACGCGUCUCCGACGGAGUACUACGGCGGUCUCGAGGUCGAUAGCCGACCGGGCCGUUCGCCGGGAGGAUGGGGCGCGGAAGACUUUAGCAAGUUCCGCGUUGCGGACCAGAAUAACCUGCCCGAAGUCCACAAUCAAGACGGUGACCUUCCGCAGGUCGUGCACCCGUACGGCCAUGACUACUCGAUGCUGCAGGCCGUUCACCCGGCAGAGGGCGCCUCGGCGAUCGAAUAUCAAAACGGUUCAUAUGAUCAAGGCGGGUUCUACGCUCCAAAAGAAGGUAACCCGCCGGAAGUCGCAACAUCAGAAGUCGAUGAGAAGCAGCAGAAGCCAAAGGCGGGCACAAUAUGCGGCAUACGACGCAAGACAUUCUGGAUUGUCCUGGCAGUGGCUCUCAUUGUUGUCAUUGGCGCCGCGGUAGGAGGAGGCGUCGGCGGUGCGUUGUCAAGGACCGACAUUUCGCAACAAUCGAGCAGCACGUCAGGAGGAUCAGGCGGCAGCGGGAAUGGCAGUGGUAACGGACCCGGCAGUGGGAGUGGGAGUGGGAGCGGAAGUGGAAGUGGUGAUUCCAGCAACUCGACGACACCGAGCGAUAUGGAUAUCCUGCCCAGCACCAGCCUCGGCGCGCUCAACUUCACAGACUCCUAUGGCUACGUAAAUCACCUCGUGUUUUAUCAGCUGCGGUCGAAGAACCUCAUGAUGUCGUCUUACAACUCUUCCACAAAAGUGUGGAGCUCAACCAUCGCGAACAGGGAGAGCACCAUCAAAGACGGCACCCCCAUCUCCAACAGCUUGUUCUGGCACAGCAAUCAGAUUCGCGAUGUCCGCAUCUACUACCUCAACGACGCUAAUCAGGUCGCGGGCAUCAUCAACGCCAACCCUGUUUACGGCUCGAACUGGGAUAAAUCCGGCGUCUCAAAUACAUUUACUGCGAAUGCGAAGUCACAACUGCUUUCCAACGGCAUUUAUACCCCCGACUCAUAUCUGUCGAAUCUCGUGAUAUACCAGGACGCCGGAAAUACCAUCCGCGUUCUUCGCCGAACGGGCGGGUCGGCGGAUUGGGCCGCCGUAGGAAUCUCGACGGACUUUGGAAAGCCUGCAGAGGGCACCGGGAUGUCGUUGAUUCCCAUCUAUACCAAUGAGACCACAAAGAAGAUGGCUCUUUUCUACACCUCUGAGACGGGAUCACUCAUCCACCUCACCCUUGUCAAUGACAACGACUGGACCAACGGCACUUUACCAACGACACUCGAAAAGAACGCCACGAUUGCGGCCUUUUCAAGCGGAUAUGAAAACAACAAUCUAGUUAUGCACGUACUAGGAUCACAGGCGGAUAAAGCACCCGUUUUGACGACUUUCACUGAAGGAGAGUGGACAAAUGUUGGAGAAAUUUCAACAAUGUCUGGCGAGGAUAGGCCUUUCAAGAUUGCUGCCAACUCAGCUGGCAGAGUAUAUGGUCUCGUCCAGCGGAAUGCUACCAAGGUUGAGAUUGUUGAGUGGGAGUGGAUUGGUGGUACAACAUACAAUAAGAUUGGUGUUGUAGAUACCGUCUCAUAA
Colletotrichum orchidophilum is the source of this 1575-nucleotide messenger RNA. RefSeq lists its product as uncharacterized. Bases 1 to 1575 code for a protein of 524 amino acids. The record is from RefSeq and is a predicted model, not a curated record. NCBI's taxonomy places the organism in Eukaryota, Fungi, Ascomycota, Sordariomycetes, Glomerellales, Glomerellaceae. The transcript has 2 exons.